AUGGCAUAUAAUGCAACCGAGUUUAUGAAGACGUAUCCGGGUCAUAACUAUCUUGCUGGAAUCGUUCACGUUGGAAGUUGGAUCAGUCAGUUCAUUGGUCACGGAUUUUGGGAGAAGAGAAGCCCCGCUUUGAAGGAUAAUAUCGCUCAAGCAUUGCUUCUCGCUCCUUUGUUUGUAUGGCUUGAAGUUCUGUUUGCCGCUGGAUAUCGACCUGCUCUACAGAAACGUGUAAAAGCCAAGGUUAAUGCUGCUAUUGCCAAAUUUAGGUUAACGCAAACAAACGAACAGUGA
Molecule: messenger RNA, 291 nt
Organism: Paraglomus occultum
Lineage: Eukaryota; Fungi; Glomeromycota; Glomeromycetes; Paraglomerales; Paraglomeraceae
Source: the annotation of a GenBank genome assembly